Pleuronectes platessa (European plaice) is the source of this 1955-nucleotide messenger RNA. RefSeq names its product RAB32a, member RAS oncogene family (gene rab32a). Gene Ontology annotation, cellular component: trans-Golgi network; Golgi apparatus; vesicle. Gene Ontology annotation, molecular function: GTPase activity; GTP binding. Gene Ontology annotation, biological process: vesicle-mediated transport. Lineage: Eukaryota; Metazoa; Chordata; Actinopteri; Pleuronectiformes; Pleuronectidae. The coding region runs from base 173 to 814 and encodes 213 amino acids. The record is from RefSeq and is a predicted model, not a curated record. The transcript has 3 exons.
GUUUGGGGGAAGACGAACUCCAGAGUCUUUUGCAUCCACCCCCUCAGUUCCUGCUGCAGCCCCGCUCCGCCGCUCCUCCUCUCCUCCGCCCGCAGGAAGCCUAUGAGCGCGAGCGCCAGUAAAAAGCAGAAGUUGUGUCUGAGAGUUCCGUGAGUUUAAAGUCAGUGACAGCAUGGCCGGGGGCUCGGUGUCUGAGUGCAAGGAGUACCUCUUCAAAGUGCUGGUGAUCGGGGAGCUGGGCGUCGGGAAGACCAGCAUCAUCAAGCGCUACGUGCACCAGCUCUUCUCGCAGCACUACAGGGCCACGAUCGGGGUCGACUUCGCCCUGAAGGUCAUCAACUGGGACAGCAAGACCCUGGUGCGGCUCCAGCUGUGGGACAUCGCAGGUCAGGAGCGAUUCGGGAACAUGACGCGGGUGUACUACAAGGAGGCCGUGGGGGCGUUCGUGGUGUUCGACGUGACGCGGGGCUCCACGUUCGAAGCCGUGUCCAAGUGGAAGCACGACCUGGACAGCAAGGUGAAGCUGGCUAACGGCAACCCCAUCCCCUCGGUGCUGCUCGCCAACAAGUGUGACCAGAAGAAGGAGAGCACCAACAACACGGCGCUAAUGGACAGUUUCUGCAAAGAGACUGGAUUCCUGGGCUGGUUUGAAACCUCGGCCAAGGACAACAUCAACGUGGACGGGGCGGCGCACUUCCUGGUCGAGAACAUCUUGGCCAACGACAAAGGCUUGCCGUAUGAGGAGAGCAACGGCGACCGGAUCAAACUGGACCAGGAGACUGUGGCUGCUGAGAGCAAGUCGGGCUGCUGCUAACACUCGAUCCACUCGCAUCACCCGUCAGCCUCCCUUCGGCGGGAUAUGGAUUUUGUUUUGGUCCUCAGAGCUCCGGGAACUUCUCCUCCCUGCGACGCUGCACAUCCAAGUCUCUCACCGCAUCUCCCCCGUGUAAACCAGAACAGAAGCCCAGUUUUAUCUUGAUGUUACCUUUACCUUCUUUCUGCCAGGUCUCCAAACCACAGGGUUUCCGAUUGUUGUGUUUAUCUCGUCACGUAUUCUCCUGAGUGUGUAUAAUAACAGCAACUAUGAACUCUCCCCGACCCUUCCCCACUUCUGCCAUUGCCCUUACAGCCAAUGAAGGAUUGUACGACACCUGUGAAGGGGUGACAAACUAUGCACAACACUGAGAAACACAAAAAACAACCUGUAGCCACUUUGGUCCGUUUCCUCUCCGUAUCUCUCACUACCACAACUAAAGUCUUUCAUUAGUUAACAUGGACCUCGAGCAUCAUCUUACAGCACACUCAUGUUUGCGGGUAAAGCACCACAGCUUAGUGUUAUUGUAGCAUUCGUCAUUGUUGUCUUUAUGGCACAUUUUCUCUUAAAUUAUGUGCUGUCAUAUACUUUUCGUUUCCCCACAAUUUUAAUAUCAGGGUUGGUCGCACUUUUCAUUCUUCACUCAAACACUGAAGGACAAAUACGGUAUUUCAGAAAGAAACUCUAAUAACACUGAGAAAUGUUUAUCUGAUUGUCCGCCAGUAAAAACAAAAAAAACGUAGAUGUGAUUUAGAGUAUGUGUUUUUGAAAUGUGCUGGGUUGUGAGAUUGAAAAAAAAAAAAUCCAACAGAGGACGAUGUUUUCUUGUACAUAUAAAAUAAUCUGUUAAAAAGUGUUCAGAUGAAAUAUGAAGGAUUUUUUUUUAUUAUGGAGAGAAAAUAGAGUUUACAUGUGAAAAUACUUAAAAUCCACACAGCAAAGAAGAAUAAGCAUUUUAACAGAUUUGUGUUGUGUUGUAGGGAUGAGCCUGUCGAUGUACUUAUCUAGAUGAUUCAAUGUGUUUAUCUAAUGUAUUUAUAUUGCAGAAACAAAUCAUAUAAACUGUGGAUGAGUAAAUGAUGCCUGUACUAUAUAUUAUACCUAAAGCUCGGUAUUUGGCUUGAAUACAGUAUAAACAUUU